GCGGGGCAGUGGGCGUGUCCGGCUUCACAAUGGCUGGGAGUCAAAAACGGCUCAGGAUAGGUGGGCGGUGCCACGUCGAUGGGCGUGGUCUAUUGAGGGGCGGAGCCUCGUGCGUGCGCGUCCCGGAAGCAAACGCAGCACGGACAUGGGGGCUCAGGGUUUGGCGUUGCUCCCCGCUACACCAUCAGGAGUCCUGCGGGGCGCCGGGGCUAGGUACUAAAGCAGCCAGCCAGACCCAGGAGGAAGUCCAGCGAGGUGUGGAGGCCUGGCUCGCUCUUGGGAACCAGAGGCCUCCCCUGAGGACUGUUUCAGUGAGUGACAGCCCGGCAAGCCACCUGUAUGUGGGGAACAAGAUACACACAGCCUCCUUCUUUGGUAUCUGCAGCAAGCUCAUUCUGAAACCUAAGAGGACUCAGGAAGAACUUUUGGGUAUAACUAAUCAGUUAAACAUGGAUCCCAAAGUCAGUGGUAUAUUAGUUCAGUUACCACUUCCAGAUCACAUGGAGCGAACAGUGUGAAGUGGAGUUGCCCCAGGAAAAGAUGUGCAUGGGUUCCAUGUUAAUUGUGGGAGGCUGUGCCUGGACCAGCGUUCCUUCAUGCCUACUGCUGCUGGUGCUGUAUCGGAGAUCAUCGGAAAGAUGGGAAUUGAGAUCUUUGGGCAGAAUGUGGCUGUGGCGGGAAGAUCCAGGUGUGUGGGUAUGCUGCUGCACACAGAUGGAGGCCAUGAGUGACCAGGGGGUGACACAAUAGUGAUGAUUGUGCACAGGUACACCCCCUGGGAGCAGCUGGAGACCCAUAUCCAGCUGACAGAUGUCAUUGUGGUUGCUGCAGGAGUUCCGAGGUUGGUCACGCUGGCUAUGAUUAAAGAAGGAGCUACCAUGAUGGACGUGGGCAUCACCUACAUCUGCGAUCCUGUGACAGGAAAGACAAAAUUAGUUGGCGAUGUGGACUUUGAAGCUGUGAGGAAGAAAGCCAGCGUCAUCACUCCAGUCCCAGGAGGUGUGGGCCCCAUGAUGGUGGCCGUGCUUCUGAGGAGCACCCUCCUGGCAGCUCUGACGGUCAUUGCUAGAGCACAGGGAAGAAUGCAGAACGGUCACUGAUUGACACACAGUGAGAACCUUCCUAUUUACUACACAGCUACUUAUUUCUGUUAUUGUCUCUUUUUUCAUGGAUGGAAAUGUCAUGAAGGAGAUGGUUCACAGUUUUCGCGUUUACUGCUAACAGAGUUGGAAUUUUAGGGAAAACCAAAACAAUGUGAAUGAGAAUUCUGUUACUCAUUUCAUGGCUGUUUGUUCACCAUGUUAAAACAGUGAAGGGUUCCUAGUGAAUACAAUUUUUUUUUUUUUGUCUUUUUGAGACAGGGUCUCCCUAUGCAGUUCAGGCUGGCCUUGAGCUCACUUUGUAGCCCAGGCUGGUCUCGAACUUGCAACGAUCCUCCUGCUUCAGCCUCCCAAGUGCUGGGAUUACAGGCAUGAGCCACCACAACCGGCUGUGAAUACAUUUUAAUAUGGUGCGAUAUCACGCACGCUACGUUUUAACAAUGUUGUAUCAGCUAAAUGUGCACCCAUUUAAGAUGUAAUUUAGGUUUCACCAUAAGUGUGCUGAGUUUAUAUAUUCUAUGUUUCUGUCAAAUACUGAAAAAGAGCUUACUUGCUAAAGGAAAGAUGGAAUAGUAAAAUAAAUCCUGAUGUUGGAUAGCUCCCACAUGCAGCCCACAAGGCCACCCCAACGAGAAGUGAUAUUCUGUUGAAGGAAAAAAAAAUAUCCAAGUCAGGCGAAAGACCCAAUGUCAUUUAGAAAGUGGUGAUUCUGUCACACCCUGAAGGCCUAUCCAUCAUGGUCAUAUGUAUGCAAAAUGUCUUAGGUUUAGCAUUUCUUUCUUCACCUAAGAAAGUAUUUGAACAGUAGUUUCACUGAAGAAUAAUGGAACAAUCUAAAACACAUACGAAAUAAACUUAACAUUGUGUUUUUCCACCAGCAUCAGAAAGGAGGCUCUCAUUAAAGGGCUGCACCUGACAGGUUUGUUCCCAAAUUCAGAAACUGAAGAGGAAAAGAUAGUGCUUUCAACAUGCUGAAACUACGUCUUAGGACACAGCUGAAAAUCUACAGCUGCAUAUCCACGAUUCUUCCCACUUCUCUUGUGGCAUUGGGUUCUCAAAAAAGGUGCGGGCUUUCUAGCACAAUUUAAAUCAGGAAACACAUGUGAGCAGUAGCUGAAGCUAACUUGAGACCACUAAAGCAUGGUGUUCACUUCUCAUGUACCAGUCAGGUAUGUUCAUGAACCAACAAUGAUUCUUAGUUAAUAUGUGUCUUUAUCAGUGUGUACUCUUGAUCAUUUUGUGAAAAGAGAUUUGAUGUUUAAAAUUAGCAACAUGCCAACAAUAAAGCAAUUUGAAG
Messenger RNA from Cavia porcellus (domestic guinea pig), 2397 nucleotides. RefSeq names its product methylenetetrahydrofolate dehydrogenase (NADP+ dependent) 2 like (gene Mthfd2l). The record is from RefSeq and is a predicted model, not a curated record. Gene Ontology annotation, biological process: tetrahydrofolate interconversion. Gene Ontology annotation, molecular function: methenyltetrahydrofolate cyclohydrolase activity; methylenetetrahydrofolate dehydrogenase (NAD+) activity; methylenetetrahydrofolate dehydrogenase (NADP+) activity. Lineage: Eukaryota; Metazoa; Chordata; Mammalia; Rodentia; Caviidae. Gene Ontology annotation, cellular component: mitochondrion.